ACUUCAUGUCAAUGAUUGUUGUGUUAGUUGUAGUCGUUGUCGUCGUCGUCAUCAGUGGUCUAUCAGUGGUAUUGUGUGGUAAACGACAAUAUGUUCACAACACCGAAGAGAUAGAGUUGACUAAAGUGGUGGUCAUUGAUCCCAAACAUUGUAAUACCCGACACGAUAUGGUUGUCCUUAUACAUAGUGCCGGUCGAUCAACGGGUAAAUACUUUGAUAUCAGACAAGAGUUGAGGUCCGGUUGGGUCGGAGACAUAAAAACCUAUAACAUUGGUGUCUGGUUUGCACUCGCACUCAACGAUAACCCGACGGUUAAUGAAGAGCUGAUCAUAGAGUCGGAUACCUAUCGGGAUAUCAUUCAGUUUGGUUUUAUCGACAACUACUAUAACCUGACACUCAAAGCCAUUGCAAUUCAACGAUGGCUUCACAGAUACUGUCGGUCAGUAAAAUAUCUGCUGAAGAUAGACGACGACACGUUUGUCAAUAUUGGCCAACUGUUGAAAGUGUUACCCGAUUUUCCGAUCGGUUUCAAUGGCCUAAUCAGAUCUGGCGAUUUAGUUGUUCGCAGAGAUCCAAAUAGCCGAUGGUAUAUACCCGUCGAGUACUAUCCGUACGAUUAUUAUCCCGAUUAUCCGCUGGCCACUCAUGUUGCCGUCGAAGUGGACAGAGAUCUAUUGCUUCGGUCAUUGGACACCUAUACAGCUAUCGGCGGAAAUUAUGUACUGGACAUUGACGACGUUUUCCUAACCGGUAUUCUAGCCAAUUGGUCGGGUAUUACCCGCCAUAAUAGUAGUCACUUUGUAUUGGACGACUGUCACUGUAUACCCAGUUUGCAUACCGUUCCCAUACAUCUAGAGUGCAAACAACGAUCGGACAUAUGGCGUGCAUUUUUGGACGUAUCCAUGAAUACCAGUGCCUAUUGUAGUCAAAAUGUAUCGCCGAUGAUUGGCCACCGAAGCCGACUACUACUACUACAACUACUUUUACCGGCGCUAAGCUAUAUGAUUAAUACAUUUAAUUUUUAA
This is a messenger RNA of Oppia nitens, 1025 nucleotides long. Its product is annotated as beta-1,3-galactosyltransferase 1-like. Bases 6 to 1025 code for a protein of 339 amino acids. Lineage: Eukaryota; Metazoa; Arthropoda; Arachnida; Sarcoptiformes; Oppiidae. Gene Ontology annotation, molecular function: hexosyltransferase activity. Gene Ontology annotation, cellular component: membrane. The transcript has a single exon. The record is from RefSeq and is a predicted model, not a curated record.